GGCGGGCAGGCGAGCACUGACGUGGCAGUGACAUGCAGCACGGGAGGGAGGUGGGAUGCAGGGUCUUGGUUUGGGGACAUCUGGGGACAUGCUUGGGGGUGUGCACAGCCUGCAGGAACUGCGGCGCAGCGCAUCCCUGGCCACCAAGGUCUUCGUGCAGCGGGAUUACAGUGACGGGACCACAUGCCAGUUCCAGACAAAGUUUCCCCCUGAGCUGGAGAGCCGGAUUGAGCGGCAACUCUUUGAGGAAACUGUGAAAACUCUAAACGGCUUCUACGCUGAGGCAGAGAAGAUUGGGGGCAGCUCAUACCUGGAGGGGUGCCUGGCCUGUGCCACUGCCUAUUUCAUCUUCCUUUGCAUGGAGACACAUUAUGAGAAGGUACUGAAGAAGAUCUCCAAGUAUAUCCAGGACCAGAACGAGAAGAUCUAUGCACCACGGGGGCUGCUGCUCACUGAUCCCCUGGAGCGUGGCAUGAGGGUUAUUGAGAUCUCCAUCUACGAGGACCGGUGCAGCAGCGGCAGCUCCAGCAGCGGUAGCUCCACCAGCAGCAGCGGUGGUGGGGGUGGUGGGGCGGGGGGCCGGUGACUGGCAGGGAGUCCCUGCAGGGACUCGUACUGCCGGGACAGUGGCCUCUCCGAGCUCCGCAGGCUGCACUACCAGAGCACUCGCUUCUGAGCCCAGGGAAAGUGGGAGGGGGAGGCUGUGGCUACCCAGUGGGGCUGCCCACCGCCAUCUGCUCUACACCCCCCACAGUGGGUCUGCCCCUGCUUGGACCCACUGUGGGCAGGGGCUGGUGCUGGGGUAUCCCAGCUGCUUCCCACUGAGCCAAACUGUUGCCAAGGGGCUCCCGCGGCCCUACGUGUUCUUGGUGCUGCUGUACCUACCCCAAGCGAAGGGGGCUUGCCCUGCUAUGGGCAGUCCCAGGCAGCAGUGCCCUGUUGCCGUGCAUCAGGGAGCGAUGGGACUGGAAAAGCCCCCAGCAGCGCUAAGGGGGGGAUGCACACUUAGCCCCAUGCCCACAGGCACUGAGCUCUUGCUUCAUCCCCUCCUUAGGGCACCCUGCUCUUGGUGCUGCAGCGUGGGCUCAGUUGCUGCAUGUCCACCGCCCAGGGUGCCUGCAGAGCCCUGGUGCCACUCCUUUUGCAUGAUGGUGCCAUACAUUCUCCCCAGCCCUGCCCCACAUGCUGCCCGUUGCUGCUCCCCAGCCUUGGCCACAUGCCCUCACCCAUCUGGCAGUGCAUCCUUGCCAGCAGCAUCCUUCAGCACUGCCAUGACACUGGACACUUGCUUCUGCUCCCUUCCUGACCUGGUGCCAUCCCCAGCUGGACCCAGAAAGCUCCCCAGCCCAGCGUCCAAGGCAGGGAGGUGCAGUGCUGGGCAGGCUCCUGCCUCUAUGCCUUGUGCCCUGGGCUCACUCAUGGCCCAGCAUAGCUGAGGCUGAGCUGU
Messenger RNA from Empidonax traillii (willow flycatcher), 1447 nucleotides. It is a transcript of the gene GOLGA7B, whose product is annotated as golgin A7 family member B. NCBI's taxonomy places the organism in Eukaryota, Metazoa, Chordata, Aves, Passeriformes, Tyrannidae. Gene Ontology annotation, cellular component: palmitoyltransferase complex. The coding region runs from base 56 to 586 and encodes 176 amino acids. Gene Ontology annotation, biological process: peptidyl-L-cysteine S-palmitoylation; protein targeting to membrane. The transcript has 5 exons. The record is from RefSeq and is a predicted model, not a curated record.